This is a messenger RNA of Nicotiana tabacum (common tobacco), 593 nucleotides long. The record is from RefSeq and is a predicted model, not a curated record. NCBI's taxonomy places the organism in Eukaryota, Viridiplantae, Streptophyta, Magnoliopsida, Solanales, Solanaceae.
CGGAAUAAAAAAACCAAUGAAUGUCCAAGUACACGUCAAUGUUCACCAUCCCCACUCAACAUUUGCACAUCUUCCCCGAAACCUCAAAGUCUCUUUCUCUCUCUAUGCUAAUUGCUAAAGCUGAACUGAAUUAGGUCAAAUACAGUAUUGGAUAAGAAGGAAAAAACAUGGCGGAUUUAGGUUUGAGUUUUCUGAUAGAGAACUUGAUGCAGUUGCUACGGGACAACGAGGAACUGAUUAUUGGGAUUAAGGAUGCGGCUGAGAAUCUACUUGAAGAUCUCAAGGAAUUCGAUGUCUUCCUCAAAAAAGCAGCCGCAUACAAUAGCGAGAAUAAAAUUCUAAAAGAAUUGGUCAAGAAGAUUAGGUCGGUAGUCAACGCAGCUGAAGACGCCAUUGAUAAGUUUGUUAUUGAGUCUAAGCUUCACAAGGACAAAGGGGUAAGUAGGUUGCUGGACCUUACUCAUUAUAAAAGAGUGAGGGAUGUGGCUAGUGAAAUAAAAUCUAUUAGAGAGAAAGUGAAGGAAAUCCGUCGGACUGAAGUUUAUGCCCUUCAAAAUGAAGAUCUAUCCGGUAGAGGUGGACAAGAGAGAAAG